Messenger RNA from Symbiodinium sp. CCMP2456, 1059 nucleotides. The record is from the annotation of a GenBank genome assembly. Lineage: Eukaryota; Dinophyceae; Suessiales; Symbiodiniaceae.
AUGAAAGUUAGCAUCAGUGGACGCAUCGAGGGAGUGGCCAAGACGAGAUACCUCGAAAAAAGGAAGGUCGUGCAGAAGCCUGCACUUACUGUUUUACAUGUGAAGACUUUGGAGAGGAUUGUGCUGGGGAAGGCUGCUGAAACCUACAGUGGUUUUGAUAGACACUGUGCUGGGUUCUUCUGCUUCACCGUGUAUGCCCGAGCGCGUUUCUCCGAUUCGCAGGCCUCUGCCAAUAUCAUGCUUGAUGUCACUGAGGGCGAUGACGGCCCGUGUGGUUUUCUUGAAGCUUCCAUUACCCGGUCUAAGACUUCGUACUCGUUGGAGAGAAAGACCAGGUACCUGCCGAUCGUGGCGCCGGUCAAUGGACUGCUUGAUGAGCCGUGGGGAAUCGCAUGGCACAAGUUGAUGGCUGAACUUGGUGUGGUGCUUCGCGAGGGACAGCCUCUCUUGUCGUCGCCUGUGACGGGCGGUGGCUUUAGCUUCUUGCCGAUUUCAGCCGAGCACGCUGCUAGGAUCUUGAGAGAUUUGUUGAGGCGAGAGCUCGGCGACAGCGCCGAUAUCAGGAAGCUGGGCACCCACAGUCUCAAGAGGACUUUGCUGAGUUGGCUUGCGAAGUACGGGGCAGAGCAGGGCUUGAGGGCAGUCCUGGGCUACCACAGUUCGCAUUGCGGAACAGAGCUGGUCUAUGCGAGGGACAACCUGAGUAAGCCUUUGAGAGUGCUCGGCGAAAUGACCAAUGCUGUCGCUGUGGACAAGUUUCGGCCUGACAGUACUCGUUCAGGCUAUUUUCCGCGGGGCCGCCCUGCAAUAGACGACGGCGAGCCGCUCGACCAGGAUGAGCUCGAGAGCUCGUCGAGUGGCAGUGAGGACGAGGAGGCCCCUGACCAUGACGAGGUCGAGAAGGCCUGUGAUGACAUCGCUCAUUGGGAACCUCGACCUGGCCUUCGUGAGUCGAUAGGACGGGGCAUGAGUUUCACAGAAUCCGGCGAUGUGCGAGUGCAGCUGAGCGAUGCUAUGCUACGGCGCCUGCCCAUUCACGUGAGCUUGUGUGACUCUUGA